AUGGACUCGCUUUCAGGAUUGGAGCUUGUUACCGGUAGCAAGCUGAGCGAAGCUUUACGGAUCCCACGAAGGCCUUUGUGGGAAUACAACAUGGAUGCGGAUGAAUUGCAACGUCUCGAAAAUAUAUCGUUUGUCAGCUGGAGGAGAAAUCUCGCGCUUUUCCAGGAGCGAAAUGCCCCUUUAGUGCUCACGCCAUAUGAACUUAAUCUGGACAUGUGGCGUGAGCUUUGGCGAGUGAUUGAGCGAUCGCAUCUGCUCAUCCAGAUUGUGGACGCCCGGAAUCCACUUUUGUUUCUGUGCGAGGAUCUUGCACAAUAUCUGGAUGAAAGACAAGGUCGAAAUACGCCCAUGAUAUUGCUGCUAAACAAGGCGGAUUUGUUGACCGAGGAGCAACGGGCAGAAUGGUUGCGAUACUUUUCUGCAGAGUCGAUCGACUGCAUUUUUUACUCAUCAACACAGUGUGCUUCAGAGUGGUCUUCUUUGGGCGAAACGCUGAACACGACUCGAAUAUGUUCGCCUCAGGGGCUCAUCUCACUUUUUGAAACAUUCAGAGAUGACGCUGAUAACAGCGAGAAUUUAGGGGGCCCUUCCUUUAAUGUUGGCUUGGUUGGAUACCCAAAUGUCGGCAAGUCUUCUGCCAUCAAUUCGUUGCUGGCUUCUAAGCGUGUCCGCGUCGGAGCAACACCUGGAAAGACCAAACAUUUACAGACCAUUUUUCUUGAAGAGAACGUUGAUGUGAGCGAGCAACAGCAUACCUCAGCAAUAGACGAGGCAGCAAGUUCGACAGCGUCUUCAUGUUGUGAGAGAUCCCCCAUUGCAUCAUCUGAGAGGAAACUUCCGCAAAUAUGCCUGGUGGACUGCCCUGGCUUGGUCUUUCCAAACUUUGCCGUCACCAAGGCAGAGCUUGUGGUGAAUGGCAUUCUUCCCAUCGAUCAGCUGCGAGACUACAUCGCCCCGUGCGACCUAGUUGCCUCCCGCAUCCCUCGUAAUGUGCUUGAGGAUGCAUAUACCCUAAUGCUUCCCUUUCCCUACGAGGGUGAAGAUGAAAGGCGGCCGCCCACUGGACGGGAGCUUCUCACCGCAUAUGCCACUGCCCGUGGGUCUAGCUCCGAUGUCUCUCGUGCUGCACGUAUUAUCUUGAAGGAUUACGUUGCAGGAAGCAAGAUUUGUUAUGUGCACAUGCCGCCUGGGUACCAAUAUCCCGAGCAGCCCCAUGUUCAGGUAGAACCGGCUUUCCACAAGCAGACCCACUCUCAAAGAGGGGGGCCACCUUCGUCAACGGGAGGAACCCCAUCGGAAUUGUCCCCAGACAUGGGCUGCUCAUGGACCGCCGGUGUGAAAGGAAAAUUUGCCUCCACUUGCUAUACGCGAGGCUUGGCUACCUCGCCAAUGUCGAACAGCCACAAGCGGCAUUACAAGCGUAAAUAA
Messenger RNA from Mitosporidium daphniae, 1428 nucleotides. RefSeq lists its product as uncharacterized. Lineage: Eukaryota; Fungi; Microsporidia. The transcript has a single exon. Bases 1 to 1428 code for a protein of 475 amino acids. Gene Ontology annotation, cellular component: cytosol. The record is from RefSeq and is a predicted model, not a curated record. Gene Ontology annotation, molecular function: GTPase activity; GTP binding. Gene Ontology annotation, biological process: ribosomal subunit export from nucleus.